UCUCGCCGAUAAUUCACGGUGCCUCGUAAAAAGCCGACAUUAGAGACCCGGGCCUACAAAUCACCGGCACCAAAUUAUGAGUUCGCUGGACUUCGCCAACGCGCUGUUUUCCAAAUACCAGCAAGCCGCUGCGAGCUGCUCACCUCUUCUCUUCACAGAUUCUGCAACUUCUCCCUUCCCGACUUCCUCUGGUGCUCCUGCCGUGUCUUCUCCGUGCGCACUCGUGUCCAGUGGAAAAGGCGGCGGGGAGCUCAUUCUUCCUUCCACCUCCUUUUCGCCAUCUCCUUCCUCCUUCUCUUCCCCCUCCAACUCUUCUUCCCCAUCGUUCUGUUUGUCUCUUUCGGGAUUGAACCGGAUCAGCGGGAGUAUCCAGCCCAGCGCGCAUCCUUUCAUCCCUGCUGAAGUGCGCACAAGAGGGGCUUAUGGCGCGCCAAGAGCCGGGCUGCUGAGUUCCUCUCUGCACGGAGGCGCUGCGGAGCGGUUCCCCGAUCGGCCUCAGCUCUGCCCGCUGGUCAGGCUCCCUGAGCCGGCCUGCAGGAGGCAGAGUUGCCCGGAGCAGCAGUUACACAAGGAGGAGCUACAUAUUUACCCCUGGAUGAGAAGCUCAGGUGCCGACAGAAGGCGCGGGCGGCAGACGUACACGCGCCACCAGACGCUCGAGCUGGAGAAGGAGUUCCACUUCAACCGGUACCUCACGCGGCGGCGACGCAUCGAGAUCGCGCACGCGCUCUGCCUCACGGAGCGGCAGAUCAAGAUCUGGUUCCAGAACCGAAGGAUGAAGUGGAAGAAGGAGAAAAGAGUGACUGAGAGCGGCUCCCUGACAGCAGCUUUGCCGACUGAGGAGGAAGAGGAGGAGGAAGAGGAGGAGGAGGAGGAGGAGGAAGAGGAGGAAGAGGAGGAGGAGUGAUACUAAU
Cottoperca gobio is the source of this 914-nucleotide messenger RNA. It is a transcript of the gene hoxb7a, whose product is annotated as homeobox B7a. Gene Ontology annotation, biological process: anterior/posterior pattern specification; regulation of transcription by RNA polymerase II. The transcript is spliced from 2 exons. NCBI's taxonomy places the organism in Eukaryota, Metazoa, Chordata, Actinopteri, Perciformes, Bovichtidae. Gene Ontology annotation, molecular function: DNA-binding transcription factor activity, RNA polymerase II-specific; RNA polymerase II cis-regulatory region sequence-specific DNA binding. The record is from RefSeq and is a predicted model, not a curated record. Gene Ontology annotation, cellular component: nucleus. The coding region runs from base 77 to 907 and encodes 276 amino acids.